AUGGAGUUCAUCGACGACGACUGGGACUCCCAGCCGCGCGCGCGCGUUGUCCACUCCCGCGCCGAUGCCGCCGCCAAUUUCUCAUCCCCCACUGCGAAUCCCGCGUCCCGCUCUCUCCCCCACGUCGCCGCCUGCGCCGCUGCAGCCGUGCUCCUCCUCGCCGCAGCCUACUCCCUCGACUCGGCGUACCAGGUCUUCGCCUCCAUUCUCGUUUGGAUCGCAUCCUCGCUGCUCCUCGCCCCCUUCGCGCCAUCCUCCGCCACUGGUGGCGACAUCUCCGUCGGCCGCGGCAGCCUCCUCCCCGACCAGGAACCGUCCCAGGAGCCCACCCCGGAUCCCAUCGCCCCCUCCCGCCGGGGUCGCCGCCAGAACGCCGCCCCGCCGCCCCCAAAGUCGUCAGAUCCGGUCGCUCCUCCCGUCCAGCCGCCUCCACUGCGGCAGGAGGCGAUGGGUGCGGGGACCGCUGUUCUGGACGGCGGGGAGAGGGAGGAGGAGGUUGGCGAGUGGACCGACCAAGAAAUGGAGCUUCUCCGGCGGCAGAUGCUGAAGCACCCGGCAGGAGAGCCCCAGCGCUGGGAGAAGAUCGCUGCAGUGUUCGGCGGCCGCCGCACGCCGGAGAGCGUCAUCCGCGCAGCAAAGUCGGGCGGCGCCACGGCGGCUGGUGGCUCGUUCGAGCAGUUCCUGCGCAAGCGAAAGCCGCUGGACCCAAGGGCCGGGGCCGCUGACGCAGACACAGGUGGCAAUGCUGGAGGAGGGGACGGUGGUUGGAGUGCUGGCGAGGACCGUUCUCUGCUGAACGCGCUCAAGGAGUUCCCUAAGGACACGGCAAUGAGGUGGGAGAAGGUGGCCGCAGCAGUGCCUGGGAAGACAAAGGCUGGGUGCAUGAAGAGGGUCACUGAGCUCAAGCGUGACUUUCGGAGCAGCAAGGAGCCAUAG
Messenger RNA from Triticum turgidum subsp. durum (durum wheat), 936 nucleotides. NCBI's taxonomy places the organism in Eukaryota, Viridiplantae, Streptophyta, Magnoliopsida, Poales, Poaceae. The record is from the annotation of a GenBank genome assembly.